AUGGUUGAUAAAGAAACUUCAAGAGUUUCCAGCCUUUGGUCCCUUCAAUACACCUAUCAGGCAAUCAGAAACCACACCAGCAUCGCUGAUUUCCUGCUCCUGGGCUUCUCUGAACACCCAGAGCAGCUGCCUCUCCUGUUUGGCCUCUUCCUGGGCAUGUACCUGGUGACCGUGUUGGCGAACCUGCUCAUCAUCCUGGCCAUAGUUGCUGACCAGCACCUCCACACCCCCAUGUACUUCUUCCUGGCCAACCUGUCCCUCAUCGAUACCUGCUUCUCCUGCACCAUUGUCCCCAAGGUGCUGGUGAACAUCCUCACACAACACCACACCAUCUCCCACACUGGGUGCCUCGUGCAGAUGUACUUCUUCAUGGCACUGGCCCUGCUGGACGACUUCCUGCUGGCCGUGAUGGCAUAUGACCGCUACGUGGCCAUCUGUCUUCCUCUCCACUACACCACGAUCAUGUGUCCCCAACGCUGCCUGCUGCUGGUCGCCGCAUCCUGGCUCUGCGCCCACCUCCUGGCCUUCUCCCUCACCCUCCUCAUGUCUCAGUUCUCCUUCUGUGCCUCCCAUUCCAUCCCACACUUUUUCUGUGACCUUCUCCCUCUCCUCAAACUUGCCUGCUCAGACACCCAGCUCUUUCAGGUCAUGAUGUUUGCUGAAGCAGCCCUCUCGGGCGUGGUCCCACUCGCCUGUGUCCUGGUCUCUUAUGCCCACAUCAUGCACACCAUCCUCAGGGUCCCCUCGGCUGCAGGGAAGCACAAAGUCUUCUCGACCUGUGGCUCUCACCUGACAGUGAUCACUCUCUUCUAUGGGACGCUUUUUCUGGUGUAUUUCCAGCCCUCAUCCUCCUACUCAGCAGACACUGGAAUGGUGGCAUCUGUGGUAUAUACGAUGGUCACCCCCAUGCUGAACCCCUUCAUCUACAGCCUGAGGAACAGGGACAUGAAAGGGGCUCUGUGGAGGCUCUCAGGCUGGGGAAGAUGA
Neomonachus schauinslandi (Hawaiian monk seal) is the source of this 987-nucleotide messenger RNA. RefSeq names its product olfactory receptor 1G1-like. The record is from RefSeq and is a predicted model, not a curated record. Gene Ontology annotation, molecular function: olfactory receptor activity; G protein-coupled receptor activity. Gene Ontology annotation, cellular component: membrane. The transcript is spliced from 2 exons. Gene Ontology annotation, biological process: G protein-coupled receptor signaling pathway. Lineage: Eukaryota; Metazoa; Chordata; Mammalia; Carnivora; Phocidae. Bases 1 to 987 code for a protein of 328 amino acids.